Cygnus atratus (black swan) is the source of this 3834-nucleotide messenger RNA. RefSeq names its product solute carrier family 19 member 2 (gene SLC19A2). The record is from RefSeq and is a predicted model, not a curated record. Gene Ontology annotation, molecular function: vitamin transmembrane transporter activity. Bases 34 to 1485 code for a protein of 483 amino acids. NCBI's taxonomy places the organism in Eukaryota, Metazoa, Chordata, Aves, Anseriformes, Anatidae. Gene Ontology annotation, cellular component: plasma membrane. The transcript is spliced from 6 exons. Gene Ontology annotation, biological process: vitamin transport; transmembrane transport.
CAGCGGGCGGCCACACGGCGCUCCCUGCCCGGCAUGGCGGGGCCGCGGGGAGCCCGGCCUGGCGGCCCCGGCUGCUGCUGGGCGCUGCCCACGGCGCUGCUGUGCGCCUACGGCUUCUUCUGCAACGUGCGGCCCUCCGAGCCCUUCCUCACCCGGUACCUGCUGGGGCCGCACAAAAACCUCUCCGAGACCCAGGUGUUGAACGAGAUCUACCCGGUGUGGACGUACUCCUACCUGGCGCUGCUCUUCCCCGUGUUCCUGGCCUCCGACUACCUCCGCUACAAGCCCGUGGUGCUGCUGCAGGGCCUGAGCCUCAUCGUCACCUGGUUCAUGCUGCUCUACGCCCAGGGGCUGCGGGCCAUCCAGUUCCUCGAGUUCUUCUAUGGGAUGGGGACUGCCACCGACGUCGCCUACUACUCCUACAUCUACAGCGUUGUCGAUGUCGACCUGUACCAGAAGGUCACCAGCUACUGCCGCAGCGCCACCCUGGUGGGCUACACGGUGGGCUCGGUGUCCGGGCAGGUCCUCGUGUCUGUGGCGGGGUGGUCCCUCUUCAGCCUGAAUGUCAUCUCCUUAACCUCCAUAUCCAUUGCCUUCGGCACGGCCUGGUUCCUGCCGAUGCCGCGGAAAAGUCUUUUCUUUCACCACGUCUCCAGUCAGCCGUUCAGCUUGGAGAUGAAGGUCAUGGACUGUAAAAACGGAUCGGCUGUCCAAGAUCAGCCCAGCGUGCAGAGGACGCCUGGCUGGGAGGAUGAGACUAAAGUUCCCUUAAACGUGGAGGGGAGUGCAGCAGAGAAACAGGAGCAGAAAGUAGACAUCGUGAAGGUGCUCAAGGAUCUCUGGCGGGACUUCCUGCAGUGCUAUUCCUCUCGGACCAUGCUGUGCUGGUCAGUGUGGUGGGCACUGUCCACUUGUGGCUACUUACAAGUCAUCAACUACGCUCAGAACCUGUGGGAGGUGGUGCUGCCUUCUCACAGCACAGAAAUCUACAAUGGUGGUGUGGAGGCGGCCUCAACGCUGCUAGGAGCUGUUGCAGUGUUUGUUGUGGGCCAUAUAAAAACAUCCUGGGCAAUGUGGGGUGAAGUGGCACUUGCCCUCUUCUCCUUUCUUAUUGCUGCUGCUGUAUAUAUCAUGGACACUGUUUACAACAUCUGGGUGUGCUAUGCAUCGUAUGUUGUCUUCAGAAUUAUCUACAUGCUGCUAAUCACAAUAGCAACGUUCCAGAUCGCUACAAAUCUCAAUGUGGAACGGUACGCCCUGGUGUUUGGGGUCAAUACUUUCAUUGCCUUAGCACUUCAGACUCUACUCACAUUGAUUGUUGUGGAUGCCAGUGGGCUUGGGCUGGACAUCAUCACCCAGUUCAUGAUUUACGCAUCUUACUUUGCGGCUAUCUCCCUGGUGUUCUUGGCCAGCGGCAUAUACAGUAUUAUUAGAGCUUACAGAAGUCAAGAGCAGAUGCAAAGCAGAUCUCCUGAAAGCCAUUAGUGCACCAAGUGAAGACCUUCAGUGGCUACACACGAAGAUAGAGGUCUGGUUUUUAAUCUCUGCCUUUUCUUCCCAAGGCAGUCACCUUAAUGGCACUUGAUCCAUAUUUAUACUAUAUUAGUAGCACAUUUUAGAAAGUAAAUGUAUUAAGUCUUAUGUAAGUAAGAACAAAUAUCUUCUUUCUAAAAUGCCUUUUGUUCUUCUGUUGCAUAUAUGGGAUGUGCAGCGAAGAACAGUAAGUUUUCUCAAAAAAUGAAAGCCUUGAGAGGCUUUAGUCUGAAGCCAUGCAUCUGGAGACUGUCAUUGAAAAGGCAGCUUUGAUUGCCUGGUAAACAGCUACUCUCUUUGUCAUUAAGAUGCUGCUGUAGUGAGGGCAUUCUCACAGACCUCUCUGUGGAGAGACCUGGGCCUGGAAGAGGAGGUGGCCUUAGGCCAGUGCUCUGCAGCGUGGCUCUUGCUGGAUACUGUGUUUUGAGGACUCAUAUACUUAUGUUUCUGCAUAUACACAUGCUUCUUUUAGUUUAGUAUUAUUUCUGCAGUUUAUCUGCUAUCCCUGCUGUCAGAGCUUCACCAUAGCUGAUCAUGCUACCUCCACAAAAAUCUAACUGUCCUGGGGCGACUUGUGACAGCGCUGACUUCGCUGCCAGCGGUGCUACUUGUGCUGUGAAGGUCUGCACCCAAGGGACUGUAAAGCUCUAGGGAAAGCCUAGAGGGAGUUCAAGUAGACAGGAUGCUGAUCAGCAGAACCAUUGGGCAUCUUUGCCUUUGUCCUCUAGGUCUGCAGAUUCCUGCAGUUGUAAGAGUCACUGACUCGUAUCCCAGGAGCCUGGGCUAUCUCAGUGGGAUGGUGGAUUUGAGUGUAGCACCAAGAAGGAAGGUGACUUGCAGGAUUUUAAGCUAUUCUUUGUAACCUCAGAAUCAUGACUGCAGCGACUAGACAUCUUCAGUUACUGUAUUUAACAAAAUGAACACCUGAGGCCUUGAAAAAUGCUGACUGCUGAUCUGUUGCUUCUUCCCUUUUUAAAAUGCCUUUAUUUCUGGCGGGUCUCUAUCCACUAGUUCUACCUCUUCUUUCCACUUUUAAAAAAAAAAAAAAAAAAGUGUUUACGGGGAGAAGAGUUUUUUUUUCUUUUGUCCAGUCUGAGCAAUUUGGGACUUGCCUCAUAUCUGCUUUUUAAAAUGGUUUAUUUUUUUCCAAAUUGCAUCAACACUGGGAAGGAGUUGCACAGAGCUGUCCUACGCUUGGGCACCUGGGUACUCAGGCAUCAAAACCAGCACGGCAACAGAUAUUUGUAGUGCACUGUGGUCAUGGCCUAUAAGCUGUCCCAGUUGCUGUGAAGGUUGUAGUUUUAAGCGUAUGGGAGAACUGGAAGGGAGAACGUGCUGUGCAGUGUGCUUCCUUUCCAUGCCUUCUCUUUGUGUGGUGGUUGGAGCUUAUUCCAGUCAGCCUGAAGAAGCAGCUUCAUUUCAUUACUUGGUUUGUUUAAUGCCAUGGAGACAUCACAGCUUUUCUCUCCUGGCUGGGACAGAUAUGAUCUUCCUCAUAAAUUCUGAGCACCUCAGCCUUUAUGACACAAGGUGAAUGACUAACGUGUUUGGGAUGUGUUCUCUGGGGUCUGUGGAGCUCUUUAAGGCUGGCUGCUCAGGGAAGUGCGCUCCCAAAAGCUUCACCGUGUCAGCAGGCUGCCUUCUGAGGUGUCUUAGGGGCUCGGCUUUAUUUAUACUUACAUGUGUAAACUUAACUGCCUUAUCCUGAAAUGGAAACUUGAAGCCAACCACAUAUAUAUUCUAUUCUGUUCUUUACUGUAUAAAAAAUAAUGUGAAGCUGUGAAAUGCUAGCUGACGAGCUGUCCUGAGAAAGGGUAGUAAGGGUAUACCUUGUCCUUUGGGUUCCUUGGCCUGAUGGCAGCUGUGAUGUGAGAUGAGGCAUGGACGCAUGGCACUUGUAUCAAGUGACAGAAAGAAGCAACUCAAUUUUAAUUGCACUUUUCAUACAGAGAAUAAGUAUUUGAAGGGGAACAACCCAGUUAAUUCUCAACUUCUAUUUAAAUAACUAAUGAAUUACAGCAAUAACAAUUUUUCUACCAAAGUCAUGAAAUUGUGACAGCUCUAAUAGUGACGUGCUACACUGUGUACAUUUUCAGGCCUAUUAAUGUAUGGAAACUACACCUAGAUGUUGUUCUUAUGUUAUGCUGUUGCUGUGGUGAUGAGGUGUCAGUAGAGCCUGACUGUACGUGGAAUUAUUGAUGCCUAUGAAAUUCUGUAAGCAUAUUGAUGUUGUUGGUAGGACCCCUUCAGCUUGUUUCUAAUUGAAUAGCUAUUUUUGUUAAAUAAAAAUAUUUCAAGAUA